AUGUCGGAUAAAAUUGAAGCUCUGAUUAAGAAAAUUUCAAAGCAACCCAGAAAUGACAUCGUGGCAGAGUUAAUUGGGAAGGGAGAUAUUGACAGUUUGACGCAAUUUAGAUUAAAAUUGGUCGAGAAAGGGAGACAAUUUGAGACCUUCCCAAAAGGUGACCCUUAUACUAGAAGGAAACCGAAAGGAUGCAGCAAGUUCUUGACCUUGGAAGAACGUUUGGCAAAUGAUAUUUGUGAAAUACACGAGUACUUUAAUACCGGGGUUGUCACAAUGGGGUUAAAGGACAUGUUCAAAAACGAAAAUGGAUCAUCCGAUCUAUCAGUUGUAAGUGAAUCAGGUGUGGUAAACACAAUUCAUUGGUGUAGUGAUGCUGAAGCUGGUGCAGAGAAACCACUCAGUCAAGUUACCCCAAGUCCAGCGGAUGGUUUGUCAACACCCACUGAAGCGAGGAAAUGUUGGAAGUCGAGAGACCUUACACAAAGUCUAGCAGAUACGUUUUGCCAGGUGAAUUCCAAUUCACAUCCAGUCACCAAAACCAAGCAUUCGGAUGAGAAAAUGUCCUGCAAAGACAUCCUAGUCUUAGUAAAAAACAUGAGAGCAGAACUCCUUGCAGUUAGGGAAGAAUGCGCUGAAUCAGUGAAAAGAUUUGAAAAUAAAGUUAAUGAACUCAAUUCUGUGUUGGAAGCUAGAAAUUCAAAAAUCCAAACGUUGGAAACUGAGAUAUCAAGCCUCAAAGGACAAUCAAAAGCCAUUCACGAGCGGUUUAAAGAGGAAAUAAAGGGAAAUGCUGAAGAGCUAACUUCUCUAAAGGGCAAAGUAGAGACCAUGGGAAACAAAGUCAGUAACACAAGUAGGGAUCUGGACCGUAUCAAGAAAAAGCAACACCAAGGGCAUGGUGAAAGCAAUUUAAGUAAACGGAAAUCCUCAAAGAAUUCAGUGGCGGAACCCCAGAGCACAGAUGCAAAUCCGUCAAAACACGGAAAAGGGGCAGAUCCAGUAGAAAAUAACAGAAAACCGGACACUCAGGAAGUGGAGACCUUAAAGACUACCACAGUCGAGAAAAGCCUCGCACAAAAGGAUAGAGAGCAAGCAGAGAUCACGCAAGGUGGCGGACAACUUAACGCACCUAAUGAAUCAGGGAAUAAAGUAACAGGAUGA
This is a messenger RNA of Paramuricea clavata, 1161 nucleotides long. NCBI's taxonomy places the organism in Eukaryota, Metazoa, Cnidaria, Anthozoa, Malacalcyonacea, Plexauridae. The record is from the annotation of a GenBank genome assembly.